AUGUCUUUGCUUAUUUCCAGAUUGGCCUCUCGGUUGGUUCAGAGCGGUCCGUCCGCGCCCCCGUCAAUCUUGAAGUCGAAAUGUGGCUGUCGAAAGAUUGCAUACACGGCUGUCUGCCAGCAGUGGCAAAGGCGACGAUUCCCGGCACAUCUGCAGCCUGCUGCAGCUGGCAGUCAGGCCCCUUCUGUCAAAGACAAACUGCCAAAGUCAAAGAGCGCCCCUGCGUGCUUUGGGGAAUUUGAUUUGCAGAACAAGGUCUUUGUCGUCACAGGCGGAGCUCGUGGGCUCGGUUUGACACUCGCCCAAGCAUUGGUCGAGGCUGGCGGAAAAGUGUACUGCCUGGAUCAACUCGCCGACCCAGACAAGGAAUUCGGGAUCGCCAAGGACAGACUCGGACCACAGUAUGGAUGCUCACUGAACUAUGACCAGGUCGAUGUCCGCGACGCCGGAAACUUGGACCGUGUUAUUUCUGGGGUUGCCGACAAACACCAGCGUCUUGAUGGGCUGAUAGCCGCUGCUGGUGUGCAAAAUGUCCAACCUGCACUCGAUCACACGCCCGAGAAAAUCAUGGAUAUGAUGGACAUCAACUACAAGGGUGUCUACUGUUCUGCAGUCAGCUGUGCCCGGCAGAUGGUCAAGUAUGACUGCGCCGGAUCCAUGUUACUAAUUGCCAGCAUGUCUGGCCUCAUCGCCAACAAAGGGUUCACUUCGUCCGUAUAUAACUCUUCAAAAGCAGCCGUCUGUCAGCUCGCUCGCAGUCUGGCGAUGGAAUGGGGCCAAAUGAAAAAGGGAAAGCCAAUCCGAGUCAAUGCACUCUGUCCUGGCAACAUUAUGACCCCUAUGGUCAGAAAGAACUUUGAAGAUGAUCCUCAUCUGAAGGGACUUUGGGAGAAGGAGAAUAUGCUCGGUCGCAUCUCUGAGCCAUCUGAGUAUCGUGGAGCUGCACUAUUCUGUUUGAGUGAUGCCAGCACCUUCAUGACUGGAUCACAGGUAGGCGAAUUGUCUAUGCCAGUAGAAGUGGAUACUUACACUGUACUAAUCGUCAAAUCAGCUCAUUAUUGA
This is a messenger RNA of Exophiala aquamarina CBS 119918, 1062 nucleotides long. RefSeq names its product alcohol dehydrogenase. The coding region runs from base 1 to 1062 and encodes 353 amino acids. NCBI's taxonomy places the organism in Eukaryota, Fungi, Ascomycota, Eurotiomycetes, Chaetothyriales, Herpotrichiellaceae. Gene Ontology annotation, cellular component: intracellular anatomical structure. The record is from RefSeq and is a predicted model, not a curated record. Gene Ontology annotation, molecular function: oxidoreductase activity, acting on NAD(P)H, oxygen as acceptor. The transcript is spliced from 4 exons.